AUGCCAGCAACUGUGUACGGAUCUCAAUAUUUGAUUGACAAGAUUCUUUCAAUAUUAGUACCAACAAAGAAGGAAUUCAGCUUAUCUCCAAGACAUUUCAUUCCUGUAUGGUGCUUUUUAAUUGGACUGCUAGUUCACAAGUUUGAUGAAGACUCUCCUUACUUUUUAUCAAAAGAAUAUUACAAAUAUUAUCCCAAUCUAUAUUCUAAUACAUUAGCUAUGAAUUUUCUAAGAAAAUUUCACUUGAAACAGAACGUUUUAACAAGAGUUGAUGGCAUAAUUGAAAAAUUCCACAAGGACGAUAGCGAUGACACUGAAUCAUCGAGGUUAUUAUUGAAAUCUAUUACAUCAAACGAACCAUUCCUAGCAAACAACCAAUCUGCUCCCAUCAAUAUUUAUUAUCGUUUGAUUACCAUGCUCAAGAAGCGAAUUAAUGAACUAAGGUUCAUAGUUCAAAAAUUUAGAGAGCCAACAGUUGUACUAGACAGUAAGAAGGAGCUGGAACCUUCCUCUCUGCAAGAAAAUGUGGAAUACUUGCAGCAUUGCUAUCAACUUUUAAAGAAUGUUGGAGAAUUAAUGGAUAUGUACAUGGAUUACAAAUAUCAAAAUAGAAAAUACCAAUCCUUAGGCACUAUUAAAUAA
This is a messenger RNA of Naegleria gruberi, 642 nucleotides long. RefSeq lists its product as uncharacterized. Bases 1 to 642 code for a protein of 213 amino acids. Lineage: Eukaryota; Heterolobosea; Eutetramitea; Acrasida; Naegleriidae. The record is from RefSeq and is a predicted model, not a curated record. The transcript has a single exon.